Molecule: messenger RNA, 858 nt
Organism: Prunus armeniaca (apricot)
Lineage: Eukaryota; Viridiplantae; Streptophyta; Magnoliopsida; Rosales; Rosaceae
Source: the annotation of a GenBank genome assembly
AUGUUGAAGCAUGUCUUUGGGAAGGUGUGGAACAAAGGGGUUCAUGUGUAUGGAGGAAACAGAGUUCUGCCUUGCCUGUAUGUGCCCACCAGUGGUUUCCACAGUGGACAGGUUCAUUGUGCACAGAGAAGUUUUUUCGGGGUAGAGGAUUUCCUUGAUGAUAACAAUAGCCGGCCAUACACUUACCAGAAAGAGAAGAUAUCCAAAAAUCCACAAAAACAUGUAUCAUUCAAACAGCGCACCAUAGCCUACAUUGAACCAUUUACACUUGAUGUGUUCAUCUCAAAGCGGUUUGUUUCGGCCUCAAUCACCCACCGAGUGACAUGCAAGCAGGUUGCAGUUGCUGGUACCAACUCCAAAGACAUUAAGGCUGUCCUCAAGUCUCGGUGCGAUAUACCAGCCUGUUUGGCCGUAGGCCAAAUCUUGGCUGAUAGGGCAAGAGAAGCUGAUGUCUACACUGCUUCUUAUACUCCCAGGGACAGGGACAAGUUUGAAGGGAAGAUUAGGGCAGUUGUUCAAUCCCUCAUUGAUAGUGGGAUUGAUGUUAAAGCAUAUCAAGGGUGUUUCAAUGGCAUCCUCUUCAGGUGGCCAAAAGCAUUUGGCGGGGCCUUCCCUGCUCAGGUGCGGUUCAAUGCGGAGAAAGAUUGUCUUCCUCUACCUGAGAGUGUUUUCAAGAAGGCAAUACAAGAAAACUAUAAUGAGAAAAAGAAGUUCAAAACAGAACUUACAAUUCGACAAGUCAGGAAGCUCACAUCACUUUUCCGACCAGCUCAAGUCCAUUCAACUGCUCUAGCCACUCAUUCUCCAGUCCAGGCUAAAGUUCAGGAUCGGGGAGUUCAUGAAGGAGCUAGGGAAUAG